Molecule: messenger RNA, 1569 nt
Organism: Cladophialophora yegresii CBS 114405
Lineage: Eukaryota; Fungi; Ascomycota; Eurotiomycetes; Chaetothyriales; Herpotrichiellaceae
Exons: 1
Coding region: 1-1569 (522 amino acids)
Molecular function (GO): lyase activity
Source: RefSeq, a predicted model, not a curated record
AUGGGCUCAAUCGAAAACACCACCGCCGCCGACCCUUCUUCCAUUCUGAAUGCCAGCCUUAACGGCACCUCCAAGGCAGAUGCUCCAAUCCCAACUCCACCCGUAACAGAGAUCCUGGCCUCCUUUGUCGCCGACGCCCCGUCACAUAUAUCAGAAUACUUGACGCCCCAGGUCCGCUCGCGCCUCAAGGAAUACAUCCUCGACUACAUCGGCGUGACCCUCGCAGCGACGCAGACAUGCGAGUCGACACCCGCGUUCCUCGCCGCGGUCGAGGCCCUCGGCGGACACAGCAGUGGCUCGACCGCAUGCACGGUCCUGGGCGUGGGCAAGCGUUAUGCGCCGCAGUACGCGGGCCUGUUGAACGCCGCGCUCGGCCACUCGCUCGACUUUGACGACACGUACGCGAGGGGGACGCUGCACGCGGGGGUGACGGCCAUUGCGGCGGCGUUUGCGCAGGCGGAGCAGGCGUACGCGGACGCGGACGCGGAGGCGAAGCCGGAGCCAGACUCUUCGUCGCAGUCGCCGUCCACGUCCAUGUCCACGUCCAUGGACCUCUUCUUGGUGGCGAUCGCGACAGGCUACGAAAUCACAUGCCGCCUCGGCGCGGUGCUGGGGCCCGAAGCCUACGCGCGCGGCUUCCACAACACGUCCACGGCGGGCAUCUUCGGCGCCGUGGCCACGCUCAGUGUGCUCAAGCGGCUUGAGGGGCACGUGGUGGCCAACGCGUUCGGCCUCGCGGGCAGCAAGGCCGCCGGGAGCAUGCAGUACCUGGCCAACGGGAGCUGGAACAAGCGCCUGCACCCCGGGUUCGCGGUGCAUGAUGCGUUCAUGUGCGUCGCGCUGGCCGAGGCCGGGGUGCUGGGCGCGGCCCAUAUCAUUGAAGGGGAAAUGGGCUUUCUGCACGCGUAUACGUCCAAACCCACGAUCCCCGCGGCUGACGUGGCGUGGUUGGUGGGCCAGCUGGGCCAGAGGUGGGAAUUCCUCGAAACGAGCCUCAAGCCGUUCCCCGCGUGUCGGAUGACGCACGGGUUUAUUGAGUACGCGGCCACAUUGGGCGUUGGCGCAGGGUAUGCGUCUUCGGCCGCGGACGUGAAGAGCAUCACACUGAGUCUGAGUCCCUCGAACGUGCUCGUCGUGGGGGUCCGGUCGCCCAACAAGUUACAUCCGGGAAAUAUGGUGGACGCGCAGUUCAGCGCGUACUUUACGACGGCGAACUCGUUCCUGUACGGCGCCGAGGACGCGGGCGGCGUGCAGUGUUAUCGUCCCGACCGGUUGAAUGAUCGCGAGAUCUGGGAUCUCAGCGAGAAGAUCGUCUGCGUCGGCGACGAGGGCAUCACGCAGUUCGGGUCGCGCAUCAGGGUCGAGUACGUCGACGGACAGGUCAGGGAGGUCGAUAUCCCCACGCCGCUUGGGGAGGUUGGGCGGCCGUUCGGGCGGGAGCUGGUCGAGCGGAAGUUUCGGGGGCUGGUGGAGCCCGUGGUUGGCGCGGAGAGGGCCAGUGCGAUGGUCAAGGCUGUGGAUGAGUUGGAGCGGUAUACUGUCGUGGAUAUUUUGGGGAUGUUGUGUUGA